This is a messenger RNA of Panicum hallii, 3345 nucleotides long. RefSeq lists its product as uncharacterized. Bases 62 to 3160 code for a protein of 1032 amino acids. The transcript is spliced from 3 exons. NCBI's taxonomy places the organism in Eukaryota, Viridiplantae, Streptophyta, Magnoliopsida, Poales, Poaceae. The record is from RefSeq and is a predicted model, not a curated record.
AGGCCCAGCCCGCAUCUCUCGCCGGCGGAGCGACCCUGCUGCCGGGGGAGAGGACGCCAGGAUGGCCCAGGCCAACGCCGCCGAGCCAUUCUCGAUACGGGGGUUCGCCACGAGGAUGCGGGCCGUGGACACGGCCAAGUGCUACCCGUUCGGCGGCGGCUGCUGGGCGGAGGGGGAGCCGCCGCCGCCGCCGCUUCCGCCGAUGGACCCGAAGCCGCCGUCCCGGUGGUGGAAGCACGAGCUGGCGGCGGCGCGGGCCCGGCUUUCGGCAGGCGCCAAGGGCGGAGAGCCCGCGGCAGCCCGCGGCGAGGGUGGCGGUCCGCGGAAGGGGACCAAGAGGAAGGGAUUCCGCUCGGGUUCCGCGGCCGAGAGGGCCAAGAAACAGCGGCGCUUACUUCAAUUUAGGUCCUUUCUGAAGAACAAGGAGAAAACUUGUAAGCCUCAGUCAACAUCUCGUUUACAUCAACACAUGUUGCAUAUGGCAUUGUUGAGAAAACAUAGAAGUUCUAUUGUUCAUACAAGGGCAGAACUUGGAUCAAGGAAGAAACUGGAUGAGGCAUGGGAUUGCAUGCUACCCCAUGAAAACAGUGCGAAAAGACGAAGCAGAGAAAGAAUGGACCCUUGUAAUGAAAUGCAAAGUAACCUUUUUGGGAGAAAGGAACCGAAUUCCUCUGUAAAUAAGCAAGGCAUAGAGGUCAAUGGGGCAACCAAUUAUCCUACAAAUACUGGCUGCGAAGUGGUGAAACAUGCUACAGGCCCCAAAGAUGAUAUUUUUGGAGAUCUCCCACUCCUGGAACUGGAAAACUCCAAGACUAUGUUUAGGACGGGUGUUGAUGAACUUCCAACUGUUAUAGAAGAAUCGUUUAUAACAAGUCAAAGUGAAGCAGAUUCUAUACCAGAAGCUGUACCCUUGAGACUGAUAGAUGCAUCUGACAUCACUGCUCGGACGCCGUCUCCUCUUGAAGACUUGGUGAAAAGUGAAGUUAGUCUUGACAAUGAGCCAGCAUUCGUCUCUCACAAUGAUGGGACAGGAAGUCACCCUGCCAUUUUUGGGAUUGAUUGUGUGCCACAUCAUAAGAAUAUCAGUGUGGUGAAACCAGGUCUUGGUGAUACACAGUUGAAAUUUAACGGGUCGACCUUAAGUUCUCAUUCUGACCUGAGGUCAAAAUGUGGUUCUAGUGACCCUCUCCAGGGUUGUUUUGAUGCGAACAAAAAUUGCCACCAGGAAAUAAAGAAACAUGGUACAAGUUCUACUACCAUUUCACCAGCCAUGAGAACCAGAACUGAAGCAACUAAAUAUAAAGAUGUGUCAAUUAAGGGUAGGAAGAGUACUGAUAUCUCUGCAGUGGUCGCACUACCUGCACCCAUGAACCAUCUUUCGUCUCAAGUCAGUGUGUUGCCCUCUGCAGUAUCACAAGGGGUUUUCAAUACAAGAACCAAUACAAAUGACAUGUCUUCUAUCAGAAGUAUGCCUGCCAAGGAAUUCAUCCCAUCUACCAGACCUUCUGGUAACUUCAGAAGUAAUGUUGAUCCAUGUGCACCACUGUCCAAGGAAUGCGUCCCAUCGACCAGACCUUCUGGUAACUUCAGAAGCAAUGUCGAUCCAUGUGUGCCACUGUCAACAGAUAAACAGGGGAGCUGGUACUCAAAACUUCACCCAGUUUGCAGUCCUGCUAACAUUGGAAUGGCUUUUAUGAAGCUGCCUGGCCUUGAAAGAAUGGAGAUCUCAAACUGCAAUGUAGAGAUAGGUGAAAACAAAUUUAGGAGCGCACAAUCGAUGAACACAGUAAGAUACCAGAAACAACAGUUGGUUAGUGGCAUGACCAAUGUGAUGCAGUGUCAGAAAAAGAUCGGUCGAAGCAACUCUCAAGUUGGGAAAACAAUUCUGGAUGCUUGUCCGGCCCAAGGUAAUCAUCAUCUGCAGCAACCCACUGUGCGUUUGAUGGGUAAGACUGUCUCAGUUUGUAACCAUAGCAAGGACCAUAAUGUACCAACCAUGGGGAAAAUGAGUCCAGCAAAUGUCCCCAUUGAAGCAAAUUACCACUCCACAACGUCAUGUCAGUUACCCCAGAAGAGAUCAUUCCCUUAUCAGGAUUCUGUGGUAUCAAGAGUGCAUCUUAAUGAUUCUUCAGAUUUUUCAGCAAGGAUUCCUAACAAUAGUGUGUCAGGGCAAAAUACUAAUUUCAGUUGUCUCCAUAACCAAAGGCUGCAACCAAACAAUACUGCUUCUUCAACCAUAAAAGAUAGCACUUGGAAUUUUGGUAGUCAGUUUGUUCGUCAAGCUGAACUCAAUAAUUCAUCUAUGGUCAGCGCCAACUCCAAGAUCAGGCAUGUAGAGUUACAUCAACCACCUCAUCGGAUGAGCAUUCCUCAGAAUCAGCAGUCUCAUUUGUGGGCUUCUGAAUCACACAUGAGUAGGAAAGAUCAUAGUUUCGUGGGCUCAGCAGCAGAUCAAUGUUCUCCUGUUCCACAAUCGUUGAUAAAGGCAAGCAUGAAGGAAAAGUAUCAGAAAUCGGCUUUGUUGUCCUACGAAGAUCCUAGCUCCAUGCCUAUCCCCCAACCCUACCAGAUACCUGGGGAAAAUUUAUCUUCUGCACCCGCCAUAUCCUUUCUUGGCUACGGCGCGGAUAAUUCUUUGUCCAGAAGCUCGUCUCCUGGACUGAGUCUUUCUCUUACAACAGGUUUGGCAAAUAAGUCUGUUUCAACAGGCAGACCAACUUAUACGGGCAAUCUUACAAACACAGAUGGUAGGAAGGUUGCUGGCUUUGCUGAUCCGAUAAGCAAGGGACCAGCUUAUACAGAUAAUGUUUCACAACAACCUGCAAUGAGACAACUUGUUACAGAUAGACAUGAUUUUACUUCUAUGGGCCUAAACAUUGUGAACCAUUCACCUGGCUGGUCACUUAGUGAUGCAGUUGGUCCUCGCGUACUUGAUUUUAGUAAAAGAAUAGCGAGGGAUGUGCAGACAGCAAGAAAUGAAAGCAACAGUUCAAGGGCCAGUUCAGGUCCAGUUCCACCUGUCGAAUCAAGGUUGAGGGUUGGGGUGGUUGCAGGAGCCAAUACCAUGUUGAGGCAGGGUCAAAACCUGAACGAUCAUUCCAAACUGCUAUAUUCCACCAAAUUUUCAGUCGAUAAUGGUAUCAAUUCAGUUGUAUUAUAGUGGAAAGCACGAAAGAAAUAAUCAGUUGUCCUCAUUCAAGUUAUAGUCUGUAGUUUUUGAGUAUUCAAGCACAGGGAAGUUGUAAGAGCUCCACAUUUGCAAACAUGUUAGUUUAGCAAUUGAUGGAUUGAUUAAUUCUUGUAACUUUCCGUUCAAAUGUGCAAGAUUAUUUGAUUGAUUGAUCA